AUGACAUGCAUAUUUGAAUUUAUACAAUGGAAAAAGGUGCUUGUUCGAACAUGUCACCUUUUGCUUGUCUUUGGAGUUGUUGCAUCACUUGUAUUUCAGCCAUCUCAACUUCGCACAGCUUUAUAUGACACAUCGAAUUAUCUUUAUUGUAUUACUUAUGGCCUUUUUGUUUAUCUAUCACUUUUUUUCUAUUUCAUGACAUGUUAUACCGAUCCUGGUUUCGUACCAUAUAAACGAGUACCUAAUUGGUCUGGAGGUAUGGUACCAUUAUCAGACGAUGAAGAUGAUGAUGAUGAUGAUGACGAUGGUCAUGAACAAAAGGCGGUAACAACGAGUAAAACUCAUCUACGCAAAUGUCUUCUGUGCAAUAUUGAACAACCUCUUCGAAGUCAUCAUUGUGACUUUUGCAAUCGAUGUGUACUUAAAUAUGAUCAUCAUUGUCCAUAUUUAGAAACAUGUAUUGGUGAACGUAAUCAUCGUUAUUUUUGGUGUUUUCUUCUUGCAACAGAAAUAUUAAUCAUAUGGUCUAUAGUAAUAUGCAGUCAAUCGUUUGUACCAUUCAGUGAUUGGUCAUCAUGGUUACAUAUAAAUAAAUUUCGUUUAUUUGCAAUGCAUGUAUUAGUAGUAUCUUUGUGCGCAACAACAGCAUUAUUCUGUAUUCACUCAUUUUUUGCUUUAACUAAUUCUACAACAUGGGAACGUGUAUCUCGACAUCGUAUAACAUAUUUAAAUCGUUUACCAGACGAAGAUCUUAAUCCAUUCCAUCAAGGUUAUUGUCAUAAUUUUUUUUAUUCAUUUUUAUGUCAUCGUAUUAAAGAACAACAAUGGGAUAUUGUCUAUAAAAAACGUGUCGAAGAGCAUGUUACUUUAUAUAUAACUGCUGCUAAAGGCUAUGCUGUUGAUAGUGCUUCGUCUCCAUUCAAAUUAUUAAAUUUUGAGCGACGUGUACCUAGAAAUGAUGAUGUUGUAAUUCGUAUUCAUUAUUGUGGUAUUUGUCAUACAGAUAUUCAUGAUGCGCGUAAUGAUUGGCAACGAUCAACAUAUCCGAUGAUACCAGGUCAUGAAAUUACUGGUAUUGUUGAACAAAUUGGUUCAGAUGUCAAACAUAUUCGUGUUGGUGAUUCUGUUGGUGUUGGAUAUAUGUGUGAUUCAUGUCUCAAGUGUGACUUAUGUAAAAAAGAUUUUGAACAACAUUGUUCUGAUAUGUGUGUAACUUAUAAUAGUACUGAACUUGAUAAAGUUACCCCAACAUAUGGAGGUUAUUCAAAUCUUAUAAUAACGAGAGAACAUUUUGUCUGUAAAAUUCCAAAAAAUUUACCAUUAGAUGCAGCAGCACCAUUACUUUGUGCUGGUAUCACAGUUUAUUCACCAUUACGACGAUUCAAUGUUGGAAAAGGUUCACGAAUAGGAAUUGUUGGUCUUGGCGGACUUGGUCAUAUAGCAAUUAAAUUUGGUGCAGCUAUGGGUGCUCAUGUUACUGUUAUUUCAACAUCCGAAUCGAAACGCGAAGAUGCAAUGAAACUUGGUGCAAAAAAAUUUCUUGUCUCAAAAGAUAAAGAACAAAUGAAAGGAGCUAAGGAUUCAUUAGAUUUCAUUAUCGAUACUGUAGCAGCAAAUCAUGAUGUUCGCGAUUUGAUUGAUUUAUUAGUAUUCGAAGGCGUUUAUUGUUCAGUUGGUGGACCAACAAAACCUCUUGAAAUUGAACCUAUGUCUUUAAUAUCAAAAAAAGUAAAGAUUACAGGUGGUGCCGUUGGUGGAAUGAAAGAAACUCAAGAAAUGCUUGAUUUUUGUGGUAAAUAUGGAAUAACAUGUGAUAUUGAAAAGAUUAACGCAAAUCCAGAAACAAUCAAAACAGCUUUUGAUCGAAUAGUUAAAGCAGAUGUGAAAUAUCGCUUCGUAUUGGACAUGUUAAAUUCAUUUUAA
This is a messenger RNA of Adineta steineri, 1923 nucleotides long. Lineage: Eukaryota; Metazoa; Rotifera; Eurotatoria; Adinetida; Adinetidae. The record is from the annotation of a GenBank genome assembly.